Rubroshorea leprosula is the source of this 5814-nucleotide messenger RNA. The record is from the annotation of a GenBank genome assembly. NCBI's taxonomy places the organism in Eukaryota, Viridiplantae, Streptophyta, Magnoliopsida, Malvales, Dipterocarpaceae.
CUGCUCUCCUUUUUCUUCCCCCUGCAGCCGAACAAGAACCAAGCCGACAGCACCCAUCCCUUUGAGAGAAACCAGAAAGCUUCCGGAUCUGCCCUAUUCUGCUUCUUCCGUCCACUGCUCUGCCGUGUGUGGAGGUGUGGAAUUUCCAGUUUUUGCCCGUGAGUCCCCUGCAAAUUGCCGCCGGCCCUCCCCAAGCCACAGCUCCGAUUUUUGCUGGAUUUAUGGUCCUUGAUUGCCCCGUGAUCCCAGCACUUGGAUUAAGCCUUUUGUCUGCGUGAUUAAGGUAAGUAAAUUAUGGUAAAGCCCAUAAAUUUUUGAAGCAUAUUUUAAUUGUUUUCUGAGAUGGUGGCGAGGUUUAAAUGGAUUUAUUUGCAUUUGAGCAUGAUUAAAAAGGGAAUUUGAACUUUUAUUAUUUUCCUUCUUUUCUAGAAUUGAGCAUGCCCACAUGAGAUUUUUCGGUUUAUUUUGAAAGUGAGAACAAUUGUGAAUCGUGGUUUCUGUAAAUCUUGCUUGGUUUUGUCUCCGAUAUAGUCGUGUUAUUCGUGUGCCCGCUAGUGGGAGGUUUAUAAACGUUAGCACAUGUCGACAUGUUAUUGAUAGAAUCGGUUCGCUCGUGGCCCUACUAGUGGGGAUUAUACACUAGCACUCGUGGCCCUACUAGUGGGGAUUAUACACUAGUACUCGUGUGCCUGCCAAUGGGAGGUUUAUAACACUGGCCAUGACUAAUUGAGGAGACCACUACGUGAUUUUAUUUUGCAUUAAUGAUUUGUUAUUAAAACGCUCUGUUCUUGAAACGCUAUGUAGUGAGACCGACGCAUGGGAAGCCCGGGGGAGUGACGAGCUAGACGGCUAGGCACUUUUGGACUUAGGUUUUUGUAGCUAAGCCGUUAGUCACCCAUGCUUGACAUAGAAAAUUUGGUGUACAGAAUUUAGUGUUAGUCAUGAUUGUAUAUAUGAAGUGAUAAAUUUUGUACAUUCGACUAGUAACUAUUUGGUAGAUUAAAGGGCUUAAAUCUGAAUUGCUAAGUAAGAACUCAGUAGGUCUCGAGCUUUAUGCAUUUGUGGGCCUCGCUCACGAGUGCACGACGUCUACCACGACCCCGGAUUUGGGUUCUGAGGCGUGACAGAUUUUGUGGUAUCAGAGCCUAGGAUAAUUUAAGAGCCUAGGAUUAGUCUAGAACUUGGCUAGCUAAGGAAUGAUAGGAACGCGGUGAGGCAUGAAAGUGGGGUUGAUUAAAGGCGCUUAUGUGAUUCUUUUCCUGAUACGUGUUGGUUUCUUGUGUUUUGAUACUUUUGUGCUGCUUAGUCCCGGAAGCGGAAACUUUGCUCAUCCUACUCAGCUUACUUGCCACGUUUGUGGGAAGGUUGGGCACACCCGGGAUCAAUGCCACACUGUUAUUGGGGUUUGCUUCAAAUGUGGCAAGCAGGGACAUCGGAUUGCAAAUUGUCCACUGCUAGACCCCAAAGCCCAGAGUACUCAGCCUACCUCUCCACAGAGUUCUACCAGUCAGGGAGCGCAGAAACAGAGUACUGGGGUUCGGACAAGAGCCCAGCAGGCGAGAGUGCAAGUGAUGACUCACAAGGAAGCUGCGGCUACUGACGUAAUCACGGGUACCUUGCCUGUUAACUCUGAUUAUGCGCAUGUUUUAUUUGAUUCGGGUGCAUCGCACUCCUUUAUUGCUCGAUCUUAUGUUUUGAAACAAGCCUUGCCUGUUGAUACCUCUGAUUGUGAACUGCAUGUGGACACCCAUUUAGAAGGGGUGAUGACUACUAGGGAGGUGUGUAGAACUGUGGAUAUUUAUGUUGAUGGUAGACAGUUGAGUGCUAGUUUGUUUGUUUUAGAUAUCUCCGACUUUGAUAUCAUUUUGGGGAUGGAUUGGCUGUCAAAACACUUUGUCUCUAUAGACUGUCAUCGAAAAUGGGUAAUUUUUAAUAUUCCUGGUGAGCCAGAAUUUAGUUUUCAAGGCAGUGGUUCUUUUGCUCUACCCGUGUUAGUAUCUGCCUUACAGGCUCAGAAAUAUCUUGUAAAUGGUUGCCAGGGCUUCCUAGUCUCUGUUACUGAUGCUAGUAGUGUGACAUCGAGACUAGAAGACAUACCGGUGGUGCGUGAGUUUCCGGAUGUAUUUCUGGAGGAUCUCCCAGGUUUACCUCCGGAUAGAGAGGUUGAAUUUGCUAUUGACCUUGUUCCUGGCACCGGACCCGUUUCCAAAGCACCAUACCGUAUGGCUCCUGCAGAAUUGAAGGAGUUAAAGGUCCAACUGGAGGAACUCCUUGAGAAAGGGUUUAUACGCCCUAGUGUAUCACCUUGGGGAGCUCCAGUGUUGUUUGUCAAGAAGAAGGAUGGGAGCAUCAGGCUAUGCAUUGAUUACCGGGAAUUGAAUAAGGUGACUGUGAAGAAUCGGUAUCCCCUUCCUAGAAUUGAUGACUUGUCUGACCAACUCAAGGGUGCUCAGGUAUUUUCUAAGAUUGAUCUUCGAUCUGGCUACCACCAGUUGAAGAUUAAACCGAAUGAUGUGCCAAAGACUGCCUUUCGCACCCGUUAUGGUCAUUAUGAGUUUAUAGUCAUGCCAUUUGGCUUGACAAAUGCCCCUGCCAGAUUUAUGGAUUUGAUGAAUCGGGUGUUUAGCAAGUACCUAGACCAGUUUGUGGUUGUCUUUAUUGACGACAUUCUGGUCUACUCUUCUAGCCAUGCUCUUCAUGAGAAGCACUUGAGGACAGUCCUCGAGACGUUGAGAAGGGAGAGGCUGUUUGCUAAAUUCAAGAAGUGUGAAUUUUGGCUAGAUAAUGUUGCAUUCCUAGAAAUCCGUAGUUUUCUGGGAUUGGCUAGUUAUUACCACCGAUUUGUGGGGGAUUUCUCUAGAAUUGCUCUGCCCAUGACUCGUCUUAUCAGAAAAGACACCAAGUUUGAGUGGAUCCUAGAGUGUGAGAAGAGCUUUUUGACCUUAAAGGAGAAGUUGAUCACUGCUCCUGUGCUUGCACUUCCAAUUAAUGGGGAAAGAUUCACUAUAUAUAGUGAUGCCUCUAAAAAAGGUUUAGGAUGUGUCUUGAUGCAAAAAGAUAGGGUUAUUGCAUAUGCUUCUCGGCAGUUAAAGCCUUGUGAAGAAAAUUACCCUACCCAUGAUCUGGAGUUGGCAGCCAUGGUAUUUGCACUCAAGAUCUGGAGGCAUUAUCUGUAUGGUGAGACUUGUGAAAUCUUCACUGAUCACAAAAGCCUUAAGUAUAUUUUCACUCAGAAGGAGCUUAAUAUGAGGCAGAGGCGAUGGCUUGAACUUUUAAAGGACUACGACUUGACCAUUAGCUACCAUCCGGGCAAGGCUAACAAGGUAGCAGAUGCGUUGAGCAGGAAGUCCUCUGGCACUGCCUCUAGCAUCCUUGCCACUCAGAAGGAGUUACUUGAGGAUCUUGUGAAACUGGAUGUGGAGUUGAGAAUGAACAGCACUACGGCUUAUCUAGCCGCCCUCAGUGCACAACCGGCAUUAAUAGAUAGAAUUAAACUUGCCCAACAAAAAGAUUCCUUCUUGCAAAAGAUGAAGGAAAAAGUAAGAGCCGGGGAACCCCACAUGCAAGAAUUCAGGAUUUCUAAUGAUGAGAUUCUGUGGUUUGGUGACAGGCUGUGUGUACCCAGAGAUCAUGCUUUAAGGCGUGAGAUUAUGGGAGAUGCCCAUUAUACUAGCUAUACAAUCCACCCAGGGAGCACCAAGAUGUAUCGCGAUUUACGUAGUACAUUUUGGUGGCGGAACAUGAAGAAGGAGAUAGCUAGAUUUGUCUCACAAUGCCUGACUUGCCAAAAGGUCAAGGCUGAACAUCAGAGACUUUCCGGAAAACUGCAGCCGUUACCUAUUCCUCAGUGGAAGUGGGAAAACAUCACCAUGGACUUUGUGACUGGAUUACCACGAACCUUUAAGGGUAAUGAUUCCAUCUGGGUCAUCGUUGAUCGAUUAACCAAAUCAGCUCAUUUCUUACCCUACCGGACUGGCACCUCCAUUGAAAAGCUUGCCAAUAUGUACAUGGAGGAGGUAUUCAAACUGCAUGGAGUCCCUGUGUCUAUUGUGUCAGAUAGAGAUACCAGAUUUUUGUCUCAUUUCUGGACUAGCUUGCAGCAGGCACUUGGUACUCAAUUAAAUUUCAACACGGCCUUUCAUCCUCAAACUGAUGGGCAAUCUGAGAGAACUAUUCAGAUACUUGAGGACAUGUUGAGGGCUUGUGUCCUAGAUUGGAAAGGUUCAUGGGAUCAACACUUAUCCAUGGCUGAAUUUGCAUAUAAUAAUAUGGGCGAAAGGAGCAUUUUAGGCCCAGAAUUGGUGCAACAAUCUUCUGAGAUUGUGCAGUUGAUCAAGGAAUGCCUUCGUGCUGCACAAAGAAGGCAGAAAAGCUAUGCGGAUAGAAGGAGACGAGACCUUGAGUUUGAAGUUGGUGACCAGGUAUUUUUGAAGGUGUCACCCAUUCGAGGUGUUCUUAGGUUUGGCAUCCGGGGAAAAUUGAGUCCGAGGUAUAUUGGACCAUAUCCCAUCUUGGAAAGGAUUGGCGAGGUAGCUUAUAAAUUGGAGUUGCCUGGAAAUCUAGCGGGUGUUCAUGAUGUGUUUCAUGUGUCCUUACUUCGGAAGUAUGUUCCCGACCCAAAUCACAUCGUUAAUCCCGAACCAAUUCAACUCCGGGAGGAUCUUACUUAUGACGAGCACCCGAUCCGCAUUUUAGAUUUCAAAGAGAGGAUGAUGCGGAGAAGGACCAUUCGUUUUGUUAAGGUCCUCUGGGACAACCAUUCGGUUGAAGAAGCUACUUGGGAAAUUGAGCAUGCCCACAUGAGAUUCUUCGGUUUAUUUUGAAAGUGAGAACGAUUGUGAAUUGUGGUUUCUGUAAAUCUUGCUUGGUUUUGUCUCCGAUAUGGUCGUGUUAUUCGUGUGCCCGCUAGUGGGAGGUUUAUAAAUGCUAGCACAUGUCGACAUGUUAUUGAUAGAAUCGGUUCGCUCGUGGCCCUACUAGUGGGGAUUAUACACUAGCACUCGUGGCCCUACUAGUGGGGAUUAUACACUAGUACUCGUGUGCCUGCCAAUGGGAGGUUUAUAACACUGGCCAUGACUAAUAGAGGAGACCACUACAUGAUUUUAUUUUGCAUUAAUGAUUUGUUAUUAAAACGCUCUGUUCUUGAAACGCUCUGUUCAUGUUUCAACCGAUUAUUUGGCAUGCUUUAAACUUUGAUGUCGGGCCCCCAUGUUUACUUACUGAGAUAUUUCUAUCUCACGGUUUCCUUGUCCACCAUUUCAGGUAGUGAGACCCGACGCGUGGGAAGUCCGGGGGAGUGACGAGCUAAACGGCUAGGCACUUUUGGACUUAGGUUUUUGUAGCUAAGCCGUUAGUCACCCAUGCUUGAUAUAGAAAAUUUUGUGUACAUAAUUUAGUGUUAGUCAUGAUUAUAUAUAUGAAGUGAUAAAUUUUGUACAUUCAACUGGUAACUAUUUGGUAGAUUAAAAGGCUUAAAUAUGAAUUGCUAAGUAAGAACUCAGUAGGUCUUGAGCCUUGUGCAUUUGUGGGCCCCGCUCACGAGUGCACGGCAUCUGCCACGACUCCGGAUUUGGGUUUUGGGGCGUGACAGAUUAAAUGUUUAGUUUGUAAUAUAAGAAUAAAUUUGGAGAUGUCCGAUCAUAUGGGGACAGAUAGAAAUAGCAUCGUGAUUAAGGGUAGUCAUAGUGAUUUUACUUUUGAAUCCGUGGUACGAUAAUUAAUUCUUGGAUAUUUUGAUUAGGUUCUUGAGUGUUUUGUCACCUGAGCACUUGAUUUGAGUUUCGGAUUUGAGGUAAGUAAAUUAGGGUAAUGCCC